ACGGCCCCUAUGGGAUUUUUGCUGGAAGAGAUGCAUCCCGAGGUCUUGCCACGUUCUGCCUGGAUAAGGAGGCACUGAGGGAUGACUAUGAUGACCUCUCUGAUCUCAACAGUACACAGCGAGAGACCUUGAGUGACUGGGAGUCACAAUUCACUUUUAAGUAUCAUCAUGUUGGUAAGCUGCUGAAGGAGGGAGAGAAACCCACUGAGUACUCUGAUGAAGAAAAAGACACCCAGGAUGCAAAGAAAGAGUAG
Molecule: messenger RNA, 254 nt
Organism: Acanthisitta chloris (rifleman)
Lineage: Eukaryota; Metazoa; Chordata; Aves; Passeriformes; Acanthisittidae
Product: membrane-associated progesterone receptor component 1-like
Exons: 2
Cellular component (GO): endomembrane system; membrane
Source: RefSeq, a predicted model, not a curated record